AUGCAUGUGUUUGUUGUGGACGAGGAUACUGGAUUGGUGUUUGUCCAAGGAAAGCUAGACCGAGAGGAGAGGGAGACGUAUAUUCUGACAGGAGUGGCCAAGUUUAAUGACGGCAGAGUGGCUGAAGGCAGAAUAGACCUGAGGUUUGAUGUGGAGGAUGAGAACGAUAAUCCACCUGUUUUUGUCUCCAUGCCUGCAGCCACAGUCAAUGAGUCCAGUUCAGCAGGGACUUUAGUUGGCCAGGUUAUAGUCACUGAUGCAGACAAGGCAGGCUCUCUCCAUUCAAAGAUUGCCUACAGCCUUGUGAAGCAGGAGCCCUUUAAUGGCAAAGACUGUUUCUACAUAGACAGAAACACCGGGAACGUCUAUGUGAAAGAAAACACCUUGGACAGAGAGACACAAAGCUUAUACACACUGACAGUUGCAGCAAGUGAUAUGGAUGGAGCUCCUGGAGGAUACACGAGCACCGGUACAAUUGAUGUCAAAGUAGUGGACAUCAAUGAUAACAAACCAGUGCUGGAGAAAGACGAGUAUUCAGGCAGCAUCAUGGAGAACACGGCUAAAGUGGAAGUCAUGAGGUUCAAGGCGCUGGAUGAUGACGAGGAGAAAACGGAUAACUGGGAGGCUGUUUUUGAUAUCAUCAGUGGAAAUGAGGAUGGCACGUUCAGCAUAGAGACUGAUCCCAAAACCAACGAGGGUGUGCUGAUGCUGGAAAAGCCUGUCGAUUUUGAAGAAAAUCCAGAUAUCAAGCUUGGAGUGGUCGUGUCCAAUGUAGCUCCGGAUUUGGGAGAUGGAGGCGGCGAUGGUGGUCUUGGAGAGGGAGAAGGAGAAGGGGAUGGGGAUGGUGGUGGGGAUGGGGAUGGGGGAGGAGAUGGAGAUGGGGAUGGUGGUGGGGAUGGGGAUGGGGGAGGAGAUGGAGAUGGGGGGGGAGAAGGAGACGGGGAUGGGGGAGGAGGUGGAGCUGGAGGUGGGGCUGGAGGAGGAGAUGGUGGAGGAAACACAGAUAUAGGAGCAGGAGCAGAUGUUGGUGUCUCAGUUGGUGCUGGUGCUGGAGCUGGGGCAAAUGCUGGUGUCAGCCCUGGAGCUGGUGGUUCAGCUAAAAAGAAGAAGAAGAGGAAGAAGAAGAAGAAGCCAAGAGGAGGCAAAGUUUACCCGGUGAACAUCGCAGUGCUGAAUGAACCUGAGGGGGUCGCCUUUAAACCCCUCGUGAUGCCUGUCUCUGUAUCAGAGGACCCAGAGGAAAGUCCGGUAAUGGAGGUGAUCUCUGUUUUCACGGCCACCGACACUGACACUGGACAAGCUGCAGAUAAUAUUCGAUAUGCUAAAGGCCAUGAUCCUGACAACCUGCUGCUGAUCGACCCAGAGACAGCAGAGAUUCGACUUCUAAAGACUCCGGACAGAGAGUCCCCGUCCUUGGUUAAUGGAACUUACUAUGCUAAAAUACUGGGCAUAACUCAAGACAUGCCUGCAAAGAUGGUCACAGGUACAAUAGCACUGCAGGUGGGAGAUGCAAAUGAUAACUGCCCCUCACUGGCCAACAAUGUGGAGUACAUCUGCUCUGACACAGAGGUCGUUAAUGUCACGGCGAUAGAUGAAGAUGGAGAUCCAAACUCAUCUCCUUUCAGCUUCAGCCUUGUGGAGGAGGACAGUCAGGGGGAGUGGAGGGUUGAGCCUCUAAAUGCCACCAGUGCAUCCCUCAGGGUGUUGAAACCACUGUGGCCUGGUCGCCACCAGGUUGCCUUCAUGAUCCAGGACCAGCAGGGCCUUGCCUGCCCAGAUCUCCAAAAUCUGGAAAUUUAUGUGUGCAGAUGUGAGACAGGAAAGACCUGCAAAGCUGAAGGUUCAGUUGCUGGAGCUAAAUAUCUCAAGGACUCCUCUUCUGCAUUUGGAGGACUGGGAGUGGGGAUGCUGAUCUUGGGACUUCUGACACUGCUUAUCGUAGCUCUGUUCUUGAUGACUUGCUCAUGUGGAACGUCAGGAAGCUUCUCUGAGCUUCCCUUCGAUACCCGAGAACACUUGAUCGUCUAUCAUACAGAGGGCAGAGGAGAGGACAAGGAAGUGCCUCUGCUCAGCUCACCAGUCAAGGCAGCACCUGCUGCUGUGUCUGCUGUAAAGGUCAACAACGUGGCCUCAAGCCCCAAAGAAAACACAACCUCCUUCAUGACUCUCACCAUGGGCAGUGCCAACAACACUUACAAGUCCGGCUGUGAAGCCAACCUCGGGAUCCAGCACAGCGGUUAUGGAGAAUCCCGGAAGAGCUGGAGAGAAACCAGGGAGAGCCAGAGGGAGGUCUAUUCAACGACAGAACAGCUCCUGAGGCAUGACAGCACGGAUGACAUCGCCCUCCCUGAUGUGCUCUUACAUGAUUACUAUUCACAGAAGGCGAGCUGUGCAGCAGGAAUGAGUGCAGCGUGGGAUUGUCUGCUGGAGCAUGAUUUCGAGGGCCUUGGCUCCCCUGCCGGCUCGGUGGGCUGCUGCAGCCUGGUAGAAUCCGAUGAUGACCUUCAGUUCCUCAAUGACCUCGGGCCAAAAUUCAAGAAACUGGCUGACAUCUGUUCUCCUCCUAAACCUCCGACACUACCAAAAAGUGUCACCAUGCCACAGUCAAGUAAAGUUGACAUCAUCGCUGAGUCUUGUGUGGAGGCCAAACCAGAACAAAACCAAGAUGUCAGCAUGGGCUUGUCAUCCAGCAGUGCAAUGGGCUCUAGUAGAGCCUCCUCCAGCCACAUGCUGAGACAAAAAUCCACCAGCCUCAUGGGCUUGAAUGAAGCAGCUUCCACUAUGCAUAGGCAGAGCACACGCCUCAGCAGCAUGUUACAGUUGCCUCAUGUCAGUACUGUUAACGAAGCCAUGCUGCCCUCUUCUGGCCACAUGCUUCUAGUAGAGGAGCAGCCUGUCUUCUACACCACUCCUAUGUUGCAGCCAAUGCACUACGUUGUCCAACCCCAGCUCCAGAGUCCUGUGCUGCUAGCUGAAGCUCCUCUCAACAACAUGCAGGGCAUGAUUCUGCUUAGCAGGAGUCAUGGGAACAUUGGACCCAUCCUUCACAGGAGAAACACUGCUGGGACUCUAACUUUGGGUAGAACAAGAAUGAACACAGUGAUAGAUGGGAGCCAGGGAGUCGGCAUGUGGCCAUGGUCUGACGGCCCAGGAGAGGUGAUGAGUGUCAGAGGGAGUGGUCGAAGGAUCAGGUCAGAAGGCGGGGCUGGGACACUGCAGGGCUAUAUGGGGACACAGAUUAAUGGAAACUUGAGUGUUGGAGAAGUAGGGUCUGAAGAGGAGCAGGUAGUGUUCACGCAGAGAGGGGGCAAGAGAAGAACUAAGUCCACGGCAUCAGAAGCAUUCAAAUAUACGAUGAAAUCAUGAGCACCUCCAGGCCAAGUAACUUGAAAUAUUCCUUCAAAAACGACAAAGCAACUGUUUU
Molecule: messenger RNA, 3424 nt
Organism: Notolabrus celidotus (New Zealand spotty)
Lineage: Eukaryota; Metazoa; Chordata; Actinopteri; Labriformes; Labridae
Product: desmoglein-3-like
Exons: 12
Coding region: 1-3366 (1121 amino acids)
Biological process (GO): homophilic cell-cell adhesion
Cellular component (GO): desmosome; plasma membrane
Molecular function (GO): calcium ion binding
Source: RefSeq, a predicted model, not a curated record